AUGCCAACAAACUUCUUCGACCUUCCGGGCGAAAUUCGCAUCGAGAUCUACAAAUAUCUCCUCAUGCGCAAAGAACCUAUAAUCCCCUGGAAAGGCGCGAAAAAUGGCUUGCCAUCCCAACUUCUAUUCGUGAAUCGCCAAAUUCACCAUGAGGCCGCACACGUACUCUACAGCCGCAACAGCUUCGACCUGACUAGGCACGAGAUUGAAACGUUUUAUUUUGGACUGAUUCCAUGGUUCCUGAAGAGAAUUGGGUCGAAAAAUAGAUCUGCUGUGCAACACAUACAGAUGGACUUUCUCGGGGUGCACAUUACUAGAGAAGAAGCCGCAGACCGGGUGGACAAGGUCGCUCUGCAAGACAUCAGUAUUCGAAACAUGCGAAUGAUCCAGGCAUUCUGUCCCAACCUUGAAACUAUCACGAUAACUAUAAACGGCACGGUUUUCUGCGACGCGGAUAUCAGGGUUCCUGGGAAACAUCGUCCUGUUUUCGUUCUAUCCAGCCUGAAUCGGCCUUAUAUGGUUCUUGUGGAUCCUCAAUUCCGGGAAAUCUCAAAACGGAUUGCUGUUGAGGUCUAUGAAGAAGCCUUUCAUAACCCUAGUUUCGAAGAUUCUUAUGAUCCAUUUUUCGUGAAUCUCUAUGGUCAACAUUUGAAGGAGACAGCUACGAAAGAAAUGAGAGAACAGAUGCGGAUGUAUGGAUGGAUUUUUAAUGAGGUGAGGACAGAGGACGAGAAGGGGAUCUAUAAAGGAGCUGUCGAUGAAUCUUAUGAAGAUGACCCGGAAUAUGAUGAAGGUGAGGACAGGUUGGAAAGCUGGAGUGAGCUGAAAGAUCUUAUUGUAGAAGCAGAGAGGUUUGUAAACCCUCUGAAGAAAUGGGACGAUCGUUAA
Penicillium brevicompactum is the source of this 888-nucleotide messenger RNA. RefSeq lists its product as uncharacterized. NCBI's taxonomy places the organism in Eukaryota, Fungi, Ascomycota, Eurotiomycetes, Eurotiales, Aspergillaceae. The transcript has a single exon. The record is from RefSeq and is a predicted model, not a curated record. Bases 1 to 888 code for a protein of 295 amino acids.